UGAAAGGUUAAAGGUAAGGCAGCUGAUAUUUGGUGGGGUAUCGUGUAGACGCUCGGCUACCACCCGUGUUACAUUACUCUGGCACGCGAGUGGCGACGGUCGCGGUCUAGCUCUGCCAGUGUGACGUGACGUAGUUCUGUGUCGUGAAACGAGUGCGUGUGUGGUAUCAUGCUGGUCAGCGCGGUGGUCGCUCUUGCCUGCUUCGGUGUAGCGAUUGGCAGCCCUACCGAGCUACAUUCAGGUGCGAAUUUAAAUCCAGUAGAAGUCGCCGAAUCAUCAGAUAAGGUUGAACUGCGAGAAAAGAGAACUCCCGGACGAAGCUGGGUGCAAGUUCUGACUGCAUAUGAUGAAGACUAUGACGAUGAAGACAACAAACCGCGACGAAAAUCUGGCAACGCAGCGGAUAGGCCCCUAUACCUGCCCCUUGAACUACCCAUAGGCGGAUCGAGAUCACGAGGACACAUUCUGCCACUACUGGUCUUGCCGUUCUCGGCUGGAGCUCCACGCAUUUCUCAUCGCAAAGAAUAUGACGACCAUUCGGACCAAGAUACGAUUUACCAUGAUAACGAGAAUUAUUACGAGGAAUCACCGAUUCAAAGACCACGUAGACCAACUUCUAGGCCUCCAGCAAAACGCCCAGUUGAUACAGAACGACAGCCUCAGAAACCUGCUAAUACAUGUAAGGGCUCCGACGACGCCACAUCACCGCCGCCGAUAAAACCUUCUAAGCCACGAUCCAAGAAGCCUCAAUAUCCAUCGUACAUUCGUGUUGAUCAACUCGAUCAGACUGCAGCUAAUCCUUCAUUCGAAAAAGCAGCAUCGUCCAAAGAGUUAGUUGAAAGGUUUCGUGCUCAAGCUCCGGAGGCACCUGGGUCGCCGCCUGCUGUCUUCUCCGAGUAUGAUGGCACCGAGAGAGUCUUGGAAACUGAAAAUUCCGAUGAAGUACCGACGCUUGGUGCCUCUCCUAUCGUGACAAAUAACUCUCCUCCCAGCAGGAAUUCCUUUCAAACACAACAGAAUUACUACACAACUUCGUUUGGGACGGGUGUUCGCAGCCGAGACCCAUCGCGCCCACUUUUUAAUCGCUCGCUCGUGUUGCAUGGCCAGCUCACCGUACCGCGAGCCGAUUUCACCGAAACAUACACGGCUUGGUUCGAUGCUAAGAGUGGAUCGGCCCGGGUCAGUUUCUAUGGCGGGUCUACUUCCACAUACCGCGCGAUAAUGCCUGAUGGAAGCGUACAGCGCCUAGAAAUGCGCAUGGAUCGUUCAGGCGAAGGUCAGAUACGCCGCUGCGGCAAGGCCGAGUCCCCGCAGAGCACGCGAGCCGACCGCGCCCCGCCCGCCUUGCCUGAUUUAGAACUUUUUACUUUUGCUGGCUACGAACAGUCAGACGGCGGGCGUGCGGAGCGCUGGCGACUCACCGAGAGGACGGGCGCGGGCGAGCGCGGCGGCGCACAAGGCGAGUCGCUCACUCUGCGGCACGAGCUGGUGCUGCUGCGCGCGCAAGACGACUCCGCACGACCGCUGCGGUACACCGUGAACAUUGACAGCUCCGUGCUGGGUACUGACUGUGACGGGUACCAACAUCAAUACCUGGAUGCACGCGAGUUCAACCCUGACAGCACAUUCUUCACACCAAAUAUAGUAGACACAUGUGAUUUCGUUCAGACCCUGAACGCUUCGUCAGCAGAGCAUUUGGCGCGUCUUGAACCGUUGCUGGAGUUCACACUCCCGCACCGCGACCUGCGAUACGAUGAGGCCUUCCAGCGAUUCAAAACGGAGUACAACCGUCAGUAUGCAGAUAAUACAGAGGAGGCCGUUCGGAAAAAUCUCCUGAUGCAGCAUCUCCGGUUCAUACGCUCCGGCAACCGGGAGGGGGCGACGUUCGAGUUGGCACCCAACUACCUCGCGGACCGCCUCGAUGACGAGCUGGCGGAGCUGCGCGGACUGCAGCUGUCACCCGAGAACACGCGUGCGGAAAUCUUUCCGCAUACGAGGGACUCCCUCAAAAAGGAGGAACCUAGCCUCCCCGACAGGUUCGACUGGAGGCCACGCGGAGGCGUUUCGCCAGUCAGAUAUCAAGGCUCGUGCUCGUCGUGCUGGGCGUUCGCGGUGGCGGGUGCGGUGGAGGGCGCGCUGUUCCUGCGCACGCACCGCCUCGUGCCGCUCUCGGAGAAGUGUCUCGUCGACUGCGCUCACCCGUUUGGUGGAAACGGUUGCAAAGGAACUUGGCCGAGUCACGCUUAUGAUUACGUUCAGAACCGCGGGCUGCCGGCUCUUGAAGAAUAUCCAGAGUAUAAGGAUAAGGUCGACACGUGCCAGGAGAAGAGCGUGCGGUCCGUCACCCGCAUCAGCGGUCACGUCAACGUCACCGCCAACAGCGUGACCGCGCUGAAGGUCGCUAUUCGACAACACGCUCCGUCCGUCGUCAUCAUCGACGCUAAGGCUAAAAGUUUCAUCUUCUACAAGAAAGGCGUUUUAUACGACGACAGAUGCGCGAAGACACCGAAGAAGCUGAACCACGCAGUGUUAGCAGUGGGAUGGGGCCAGCGUAAGGGCGAGCCGCACUUCAUACUGAAGAACUCCUGGUCGGAGGCGUGGGGCGAGCGCGGGUACGUGCGAGUCCAGGCGCGCGCCAACACGUGCGGCGUGCUGGCGCGGCCGUCAUACCCGCGCAUUCAGGACGGCGACAUCCUGCGAGACCUGCAGGGUUCCAUCCGCGUCCAGCCGCGGUAGACCGACGACUACGACGACGCGCUCCGCGGCCGGCUCGCUCGGGCCAGCGCGCGGGACACGGCCUGCCACGAGCAGGAGUAGUCGUCUCGUCGGCUGUGCUUGUGUGUCGGGUGUGGGCGCGACUCAAGUUUCAUAAUAGUGAAGUUUCUAAGCAAAUGUACACGUUUGACGGGUUUAUGCAAAUUUCACAAGACUGGAAAUAAAGAUGAAUCCUGAGUCUUAAUCUACGAGUGUUUAUAUUCAUAGUGCUUGUAAUGUUUGCUUAUGAUUACAAGCUACG
Molecule: messenger RNA, 3016 nt
Organism: Nymphalis io (European peacock)
Lineage: Eukaryota; Metazoa; Arthropoda; Insecta; Lepidoptera; Nymphalidae
Exons: 17
Coding region: 169-2736 (855 amino acids)
Biological process (GO): immune response
Cellular component (GO): lysosome
Molecular function (GO): cysteine-type endopeptidase activity
Source: RefSeq, a predicted model, not a curated record